GCUGCGGUACACCCAGUGACUCCUGAUUCUCAGUCAACUUACUUUAAGUAGCGGUAAAAUCUGAUUUAUCUUCAAUUUACGUAUCUAGCUCGCUGUAUCUGACUGCUGUCAAAUACAGACAACAGUUCACGGCGAUUAACGGCGCAAGUGGACAGAUACGAAAGCGGAAGAACUUUCUGUUUAGCAUAGUGCAGCGGCUAAAGUAGUUAGCUUGGCAAGUAGCAGUGAGAGCGUUAGCAGCUAGCAGGCUAGCUCGCUCCCUCCUCUGCUGUCAUGCCUGGAGCUCCUCGAGAUUUCACUGCGUAAACGAGAACACCUCGCAGUUAGCUUGCUAGCUUUCACGCGUCCAGCAGCAGUUUGUACCCACACUGAGACGGGGCGGACUGUACUUGGACAGGUGACAGGUCUGAACUAACGCACAGCGGAGGCUUGUGCUUUGCUACGGGGACUUGGCUCUUCAGCCGGCUGGAUAUAUCUCACUCACAGCGCCUGGACUUCCCGGUGAGAUGAGGGACAGCUUGAAUUACUGAGCCUCUGCGAAAUGGUCGUGGAGCCGUAACACUGCCAAAGCUUUAAAUAUAAGACAUCUCAACCCAGCUGACAAGGAGUGUCAACCUUUCUCUUUGCCAAAAAGACAUUCGUCCAGACUGCAGACAUGCUGACAGACAACAGUCUCUCCCUCUCUCCCCUUCACCCUGCAUCAUUUAUGUCACACACCCUCUCGGUUUCUUCCAUUUUUGCUAUUUCUGAUUUGCACAGGAAACGACACCAUAGUUGUGACAGCGAGGAAGACCAACAGCUGAGACCACAGGCCAAGAGGUCAGGAGGGGAUCCCAGCCUGCUAGUGUCCGAUUUGGACUCAGAGUCUUCCAGCAGUGACAGCAGCAAUGGGAUCAGUAGUCCAGAGAGAGCAAUAGUGGCCACGGCCAGGCCAUGCAUACACAGCCAGAACAACUGCAUCACCCAGCACACCCUCAGCCCAAAGCCUGAAGACUCCGCCAGCUCCUUGCAGCAUGGUUUCCAUGGUGACGGGAGAAGUGUCUCUUACGACUACAUCAACAGAGUCCUGAGGGAGGCGCACUUCAGCAGUCUGCAGACCAGAGGGCGUCCAGGCUCGACAUGACCGUGACCUCUGACCCCUCUCCUGACCUUUUAGUCCCUCACCCAUCGGUGCCGGUGCUUCUGGCGCGAUGGCUCCUCCUGAAAGCCUCAAGCGACACACUCGGGUCAGGGGUAAGGGGAUGACAUGUGGGGAGGUUUACAGAUUUUGGGCACAACGGCUCAUCCCCACCUAACAUGUACCAUUUGUCAAGACCAUAAGCACAUCCGCCUUUCCAUGGCCCAGCCACUGUGGUUUUUUUGUGCAGUAUUGAUAUGUGUGUGUGUGUGUGUGUGUGCACGCACCCUGUGCACUUUAUAAAGAGGUAUCACUCUCUUUACAUGCGUGCGUUGAUGCGUGGACAUUUUCAUUGGUGCUAAUCACAAGAAAAGUGUGAUGAUGAUGAUCCAAAGUGCUUGCAAAACUAAAUAAAGCUAAGCACUUUACUCAAUAAUUCCUUCUGUUUACUCUCGACUGGAGAAGUCAGUCGCAUGUUUGCAUCCGUGAGGAGGAAGUUGUAGUGAUCCCGUUCCAAAAGUAAGACGUCGGAGGCCAACGGACUCACUCCUAAGGAGCAUUAUUAAAACAAUCCAGUUUAAGAACAUUUUAGGCCUUAUUUGCUUUCUCUAGCCAAAGUCAUAAAGUUAGCAAACACUGCUCUUUGCAGUUAUUUUCACUGUCGAAAUGAAUCUUAAAAAGUCCAGUUGUGGGCAGGUCAGUGGGUUCACAGUAAUGGAGCAGUUUCUCCAUGAGCCUCGCCACCAAAAUCCAACCUUAGCUUCGACCCGGGUUAAUUAUAGAGACGUGAGCAGGCGCUGGAGUCUGCAGCUCAGGCAGCCGUACGCUCAGCACAGUCCUGACAAAGACGAGCCCUCAAAAAGGGUCUCCAAAAUGUUUUAGAACCGGGUGUUUACUUCUGUAACAUUUUCCACAUUGUGUAUCUGUGUGUCAGCCAUACUUGUUUAUGGAUGGUUUAAUACGACCAGUACACUGUGUUGCAAAAUAAAACGAGAUGUGAAAGUGAUUCAUUUGUUAUGUAACUUUACGAAUCAUUUGACAUUGAAAUAAAGUGUUGCUAAAAGUGAA
Molecule: messenger RNA, 2185 nt
Organism: Acanthochromis polyacanthus (spiny chromis)
Lineage: Eukaryota; Metazoa; Chordata; Actinopteri; Pomacentridae
Exons: 3
Coding region: 656-1123 (155 amino acids)
Source: RefSeq, a predicted model, not a curated record